Molecule: messenger RNA, 2439 nt
Organism: Pararge aegeria (speckled wood butterfly)
Lineage: Eukaryota; Metazoa; Arthropoda; Insecta; Lepidoptera; Nymphalidae
Exons: 7
Coding region: 70-2439 (789 amino acids)
Biological process (GO): regulation of transcription by RNA polymerase II
Cellular component (GO): nucleus
Molecular function (GO): protein binding
Source: RefSeq, a predicted model, not a curated record
GCUUCUGCCAAAUUGUUGAAAGCAUGUAUUGAUAUUGAGAGGUUUGACUGAAAAAUAUAGUUCGAUCGAAUGGCUCCAAUACGGUACAGUUUGCACUAUGAAGACUACUCAGAACACCUGAUGUCGAGAUUUGGAAAGCUAUUACAAAUGCAGUCACUGGUGGACAUGACACUCAUGUGCAGCUCGCACACUUUGCGUGUUCACAAAGCAGUCCUAGCUGCAAGUAGUGCUUACUUUCAAGAAGUCUUACAAAAACAGUCUGGUGAACCGCUAAUCAUUCUGAAAAUGAGAUUUAGCGUGUUGAAAUGUCUAGUGGAGUUCAUGUAUUGCGGUAAAACUCAGUGCUUGGAAGAGAACCUGGAUGAACUGGUGUCUGCUGCUCAGUUCCUGAAGAUAAAGGGCUUGUCUAAAGUAACUAAAGAAGGAUUAGGCAUAAAUAAUCCCAGUGAGCUGCCAGUGUUCACCCCACCGGUUGUGAUAAACCGCCCGCCGCAGUCACUUAUCGAUUUGCACUCCCAGGUUCAGGAUACUUCUGAACAAAAAGUGUCUACAGCACAACUCGCUCCGUCAACAUCAAGUCAACCAGCCGACACCUUAAGCCGGAAUAACAAUAAGGAUAUGGUGGUGAGGAUACCCUUUGACAUUGAGGGCGGUUCUGGAAUAGACUACGCUGAUCCCACGCGUGGGGCAAGACCACGUCGCGGGAGACCUAGUUUCAAGCGACCUUCUGGAUGGGAGACAGGCACUGGUUUGGGUCGUGCGGCCGAGCGAGCGCUGUUGCGAAGGGAACAUGAUUCCAGAAAGGCCAUCCACCACCUGAAACAUCUGCAGACUCGACAUAUGCAGGACUACAUGGAUCGUGUGACGCUUUCUCAAGCCGUUAACAGCAUUUGUAACAAUGACAAUUCGCAAAGCUACCUCAACAUGGACAACGACCUCAUGUAUAUGGAUCAGGCGAUAUCAUCCAACGCGCUCGACCCAACAGCACCUUAUAAUAAGGAUUCUCUAGGAAAUGAGACUAUAACUUCAAAUUAUCCUAUGUCCGUAACUAAUACUGCUAAUGAGGCUUCAAGUGGCGACAUAAACACCGCUAUGUCACAAUAUGUUAAUGCUUUAAAGAACGCAGGCUUGCCGACAGACUUGCCAAUUUUAUUUGAAUCCGGUGAUGGGUCCUAUAUAAACGUCAACGAACAAGUUCUCCUUGACAUGGUCCAAAGCAGCGAAAUACAGUACGAAGUGAUUGAACAGCCUAAUAUAAUUGAAAAGGUAGCAGAUCCGAGUGAAAUCAAAAGCAUAGAUGAACUAUCGAAAUCUAUAGAACGCGGAGAAAUGCUAAUGGGUUCAAAAAGUUUUGCGUCGCAUAACGACUUCAAUAAAAGCAGUAACGCCAGUGAAAUUAACAGCUUAAACGCUAUACUACCGGACAACUUGGAAUCAUUUGGAGAACAUCAAAAUUAUGUUGUACUAGAUCAUUCUCUCCAAGAUAGCCAUGCUUCAAUAAGUCAUGAUAAUGCAAAUGAUUUUUCAAGCAUCGAAAGCGAUAUGCAAUUUUUUACCAAAACUAUGAGCGACGAUGUCAAAAAGUAUUAUGAGGAGCAACAGCUGAAUGAUGCAAGAGUAAUGGACCAAUUUUGUCCCGCGAGUACUUCGUUGGAUGCAAGUUUUAACAUGUCCCUCCUUGAUACGAAAACAUCUCAUUUAGAAGAAAACAUGAGUCAACAAUUUAAUUCCUUAAAUACUGAAGAUUUAAGAAGAACCGACGAUUGCUAUGACUUUAGUUUGCAACUACCGCACUCAAAUGUUUUCAAAGAAGAUACUUUAGAUUGCUUGAUGUCACCAAAACAGAAUGAGAAACAUGGAAAUUAUAUUGAAGAUAAUUUAGACAGCGGGGUGCAAGAACGUGAUGAAAUCAUUAAGGAUUUGAUGAAUAUUGAAAAUAAGAUAGCGAUGGAGCAAAGCAAAAUUAUAAAUGAAGAUAACACUAUGAACUCUGUAUUAUGUGAUGAUGAAAAAGAAAAUAUUACGCCUAAUGAGAAUACCAAUUUUUCAUCUGCGUGCGAAUUGAAAUGGGAUGUAAGCGGGAAGGAUAGUGAGAAUGUUGGUAACAUAAAUGUGGAUAAUGCCCUGGACUUAGGUACAUCAGAAUCACAAAUGACUGAGUCAAAAGCCGACUUAACGAAGCCUGAUGAAAUUGCAAAUGAUAAAUGGGAUGCAUUUAAAUACGACGAAGAAAUAGAUAAAAACGUUGAAGAUUUAACAGAUGGAACUAUUAACACAACUUUGGAUGAAAAUAUACCGUUUGCUGUUGGGCUUUUGCCUCUCAAACAGAUGCAGCCAUCAGAAGAUGACGGUUUACUUAAACGGAAACUCUCUGACGAUAUGUUGGAUAAUAUAGACGCUCAGUGCUUGAAGCGUAAAAUAAAGUAUAAAAAGGUGUAA